GACUUUUGGGGCGGGCGAGCAGUGGCCCUUGGUGUCCUCUAGCUGUGCACUGACGGGGGCUGGUUGCUGGGCGCUCGUCGCUGCAGGGAAGCUGCUGGCCCCCAGCUCCUGUUUCCCUGAUUAUUGGCCAUGUUGGCCAAGGCCAAUGCGGGCUGAAGUCCAACAGCACCUGGGGGGCCCCAUCUUCCCAACCUUUGUUCCAGUGCAUAACUAAAGGCUUUCUUCAGUGGGAUCUGCUGUACCUUUUCUCUCUUCAGCAGCACAUUCUGUGAUGAUACGGUGUUUUCUUCUCCUUAAGCAACUCCUUUCAUGUGAGGGGGAAAAAGCCGUCUUGGAUCCCUUCAUGGGCUGUGCUUGGUGACGACCAGAGAGUCUGUUCUGACAUCUCCCAAAUCCCUGCUCUUGCUUGGAGGAAAACAAGAUGUGGCAUGAAGCCCGGAAACAUGAGCGGAAGCUCCGGGGGAUGAUGGUGGAUUACAAGAAACGAGCUGAGCGCCGGAGAGAGUAUUAUGAAAAGAUAAAAAAGGAUCCAGCCCAGUUCCUGCAGGUCCAUGGCCGUGCAUGCAAGGUUCACUUAGAUUCUGCUGUGGCUCUGGCAGCUGAGAGCCCCGUGAACAUGAUGCCAUGGCAGGGGGACACCAACAACAUGAUCGACCGCUUUGAUGUCCGAGCCCACCUGGACCACAUCCCCAUGUACACUCCUCCGCUGCUGAACCCCAUUUCUCCCGAGCAGGAGUCGGACGAGAGGAAAUGCAACUAUGAAAGGUACCGGGGUUUGGUGCAGAACGACUUUGCUGGCAUUUCAGAAGAGCAGUGCCUCUACCAGAUCUACAUCGACGAGCUCUAUGGGGGGCUGCAGAAGCCCAACGAGGAUGAGAAAAAGAAGCUGGCAGAGAAGAAGGCCUCCAUCGGUUACACGUACGAGGACAGCACGGUGGCAGAGCUGGAAAACCCCUCCGAGAAACGCACGGAGGAGGAGGACUCCGAGGAAGACAGCAACACGGACGAGGACGAAGUCAUUCCUGAUAUCGAUGUCGAAGUCGACGUGGAUGAGCUGAACCAGGAGCAAGUUGCUGACCUGAACAAGCAGGCGACCACCUACGGGAUGGCCGAGGGAGACUUUGUCCGGAUGUUGCGGAAGGACAAAGAAGAGGCAGAAGCCAUCAAACACGCCAAAGCCUUGGAAGAGGAGAAAGCUAUGUACUCGGGCCGGCGCUCCCGGCGGCAGAGGAGGGAAUUCCGAGAGAAGCGCUUGAAAGGAAGGAAGAUCAGUCCUCCCAGCUACGCCCGCAGGGACAGCCCUACCUAUGAUCCCUACAAGCGAUCGCCCUCCGAAUCGACGUCCGAGUCCCGCUCCCGCUCCCGCUCGCCUUCCCCGGGCCACGAGGAGAAGAUCACCUUCAUCACCAGCUUUGGGGGCAGCGACGAGGAAGCAGCCGCCGCUCAAGCCGGAGGAGCCCCCCGGAAGGCUGCCUCCCUCGGCAAGGCACGCGCCAGCCAAGUGCAGCAGGGCAGCACUGCGGCAGGUCAUAGCGCCUCCUCCCGGCGACGCUCCUCCUCCUCUUCCUCCUCCUCCUCCUCCUCCACGUCGUCGAGCUCCUCCUCCUCCUCCUCCAGCUCGCGGUCCCACCGGGCCAGCGGGUAUCACAGAGCCAGCCGCUACAGCCACUCACGCAGCCACAGGUAUUCCCGGUCCCGCAGCAGAACCAGGCGGUACUCGGCGGGAGGCUCGCGGGACGGACGCCGCCACUCCAGGUCUCGCUCGACGGAGCGGGGCUGGCGAUACGGCUCCCGCCGCAGGUCCAGGAGCCAUUCCCGGUCUGGGGAGCGCUACCGAUGGAGCAGCGGCAGGGCGGGGAGGCACUGGACCAGCAGCACCAGCAGCCGGAGUGAGAGCGAAUCGCGAAGCCGCAGCAGGUCAGCGUCUCCAGCCAGAGAGAAACCGCUGAGGCCUGCGGCUUCCCCUGCCAUAGGGGAGAAACUGAAAAAGGCUGAAACUGCCGGUGGUAAAGAGACAGGAGCUGCCAAAGAUCAAGGCAUAUCUUUGGAAUCCUGCCAUGUACAGGACGGAAACUCUCGGAUUACUGAGUGGAACACAGACACUUCAAAGCCAAAGCUGACUCCACAGGAGAAGCUGAAGCUGCGCAUGCAGAAGGCGCUUAACCGGCAAUUUAAAGCAGAUAAGAAAGCUGCCCAGGAGAAAAUGAUGCAACAGGAGCAUGAAAGACAGGAGCGAGAAGACGAGUUGCGUGCCAUGGCUCGGAAGAUCCGGAUGAAGGAGCGCGAGCGUCGCGAGAAGGAGCGUGAGGAGUGGGAGCGACAGUACAGCCGCCAGAGCCGUUCCCCUUCCCCGCGUUACAGUCGAGAAUAUAGCUCUUCAAGGAGGCAUUCGCGUUCCCGAUCUCGGAGCCCUCACUACCGCCACUAGAGGUGAUUUCUGGCACAGCGCUGCGCUGGCCUUCCACUGCAUCACCAGGUCCCAUGUGAUCCUGCUGUACAUUGCUGGUUUUGUUUUUAAGUUGUAAAAAAAAUUUAAAAAAUAAAAGUGGUUGACUCUUCACAGGGGCCUUCAGGCA
Molecule: messenger RNA, 2576 nt
Organism: Varanus komodoensis (Komodo dragon)
Lineage: Eukaryota; Metazoa; Chordata; Lepidosauria; Squamata; Varanidae
Gene: CLASRP
Product: CLK4 associating serine/arginine rich protein
Exons: 24
Coding region: 422-2428 (668 amino acids)
Source: RefSeq, a predicted model, not a curated record